Molecule: messenger RNA, 2376 nt
Organism: Microbotryum saponariae
Lineage: Eukaryota; Fungi; Basidiomycota; Microbotryomycetes; Microbotryales; Microbotryaceae
Source: the annotation of a GenBank genome assembly
AUGGUCGACUCUGGUGCCGACGGUGAGUGUGCUCUUCCCACCCAACAGAAGGCGAGCUCGCCCUCUAGCUCGAAUCCGCUCCCUCGCUACCGUGUGUUUCGCCUCGCUGACCUCGCACAAUGAUCCCGGUCCGCUCGUCGUCGCGCUCGCUUGAUGCACGUGCUCCUAUCCCCCCGGCCCCUCGGUGAACGCUACCCUACGCUCGCGUCGCCACUUCGUAUCUGCAGUCCCCGUCGCUUCGCCUGUCGCCUCGCCUCCACCUGCCCCCGCUGCUGCUGCCUCGACCCCGGUCGUGCCAGCAACCAACGGCGCGUCGACGACCCAUUCGACGUCGCAAUCCAAUGGCUCGACGCCCGCACCACCAACUCCGGCGGGCGAAGCGCUAGCUGAACCAUCAUCGACCGUUGUCGCACCGAGUGCAGAGCCUGGCGCGACCACCACCGGCGCGAGGGAGGCGACACCUGCCAGCUCCACUUCCACUUCCGCCUCUGCCACUGCGCCUCGCACCCCGGCAGCUGCAGGUGCAGCUGCAGCACCGGGAACAGCUUCAGCUCCUGCACCGAGAUCUGUGUCGACACCUGCACCCCCGCGCAAGCGAGGUCGACCACCCAAGAACGCUCAGGCUCAAAGCAACAACCCGACGCCGGCAGGAACUCCUGCAGCCGCCGCGACCGUCGGCGACAGCAAAUCGUUCCUGAAUGGACAGGUCUCCUCCGUUUCGGUCGCGCCACUGGUCCCACCACCACCGCCAAAAGACCCGCUGGAGGACGUCACCUUGACCGACGAGGAGCGACGGAAGAUGUUGGUCGUUCUGCACAGGUGCGCUAGCGACCGAGCCAAAAUUUGACCGACUCGGCUCAUUCACUCACCAUUUACUUCUGCUUCUCCCUGUGCGUAGUCUCGACCCGUCUCACAUCCUUUCCCAACCCAUCACAUCACCUGAUGCUCCACCGAUCACACUUUCCGAGCUGCUUUCGAACGCAUCCUCGACCAUCCCUCACCUCCGAGUCAGUAUCACGCUCGUAUUAUCCGGAGGAUGUGCUUACCAAUGACUGACCCUGAGAGCUCUCGGAAUGUGACCAGACCAACCUCAACACCGCAUGCACAACAUCCUUGGUGCUCUCCUUCACCACGGAGCCACCACUGCAAUGCGCAAUCGAGUCCUUCCGAUCAACCGCGUUGGGCAUGCUGACCGAACUCGGUCGCCUCCAUCUUCGAAAACGAUCAUCGACGACUGCCCCAAACGAAGGUUUGAAAACGGCGAUGACGCUCCCGAGACCGACGAAAAAAUACAUGUUGCAUCGAUCUCUGGUCGGUGGUGUCGACCUCUUUUCUAGUACGACCGUCUUGAGUGACGAGGAAGUGCAGUCUUUGUCGACCCGUGCGUCCCUAACCGGCCGGUUUGGCUCAAAAGUCUUACGCGCAACUGAUUUGCUGACUCCUGACCUACUUCUUCCUCAGUGCAAGACACCGACGUCGUCUCAGUUCAUGCCCUGACCUUCCCCAGUUCCACCACCUCUGCCCCCGCCCCGACCUUGGGCCACCUCAACCCUCGACCCUACGUCCAAACCCGUCCGCCUCGUCCCCUCCCCCGUUCCAAGCCCUCCCAAAUGCUCUACUACGACCCUUUCCAAUCCUUUGCGCCCAACUACGAUUCCUCAGGCGCGACAUUGGAUUAUCAACGGUCUGUCGCUUAUGUCGAUUCGAGAACGCGGGUGUACGAAUGGGAGAGAGACUUGGUUGAGGCGAGGGAUGGUGGAGAGGUGGGUUCGGAAGAAGGGCUGAAGGCUUUGCAGGGUUUGGCUGGGAAGGAGUUGGAGUUGAUUAAUGAGGUGUUGAGGACGGAGGAAUGGAAAAAGGUUGUGGAGAUGCAGGCUGAGGCAGUGCAGGAGGAGGAAGUGGAGGCUGGCGAUGUCGAUGCGAGGUUGAAGAGGAAUAAGGCUUUGUUGGAGAAGCUCAUCAAAGCUCAAUUGGCGAGGACUCUGUUACCGCCACCACCGCCGCCACCGCCGAAGAUGGGCCCACAUGAGUCAGGGUUGUUGGCAGGGGAAGCAGAGAACCAGACUGGUGCGUGGCAUGCCUUCUUCCACUUGCGCUAGCCUUUGUACUAACCCAAUGGGGGUUCUUGAUUCGUGGCGGCCCACAGCCGACAAGCUCAUUUCCUCCUUGUCGACAAUUCUCCAAUCGAUCGCGCCCUCGAACUCAGCCACCGAGCGACGCCGCGUCUUCCCUCCUGUCGACCGAGUUCGAGCCGCGACGCCACGCAUCAUGCAACGCCUGGCCAAGGACGAAUGUUCCUUCGGGAAUCUGGAUCCGUACAACUGGAGGGCUCUCAAGGAAUCGACGUUGGUCUCUCCUCCCAAGGUGGAACAAUGA